AUGGCAAGAUCACGUUUGCAUUUUACCAAAAAUCUCACGACGAGAAGGUUCUGCCAUAGAGUUAAUUAUGGAUGCGGAAAAAGUAUCCUUGUUUUCAAAAUAUAUCUUUGAAU
This is a messenger RNA of Soboliphyme baturini, 113 nucleotides long. The record is from the annotation of a GenBank genome assembly. NCBI's taxonomy places the organism in Eukaryota, Metazoa, Nematoda, Enoplea, Dioctophymatida, Soboliphymatidae.